This is a messenger RNA of Microsporum canis CBS 113480, 933 nucleotides long. RefSeq lists its product as hypothetical. The record is from RefSeq and is a predicted model, not a curated record. Lineage: Eukaryota; Fungi; Ascomycota; Eurotiomycetes; Onygenales; Arthrodermataceae. Bases 1 to 933 code for a protein of 310 amino acids. The transcript is spliced from 3 exons.
AUGGUUAUAAUCCUUGGCAAAUUGGAUCCCAGCUUGCGAGAGUACCUUGAGCAAGAGUCGCCGUCUAGAUACGCGCCUACAGCUGCCGGUGUGGCACCACGGCAUCAGACACAAUCGCAUGAGAAGCCGAGAGAGUCAUCUGGUUCCCAAGAUCGAACGGCCGAAUCUGCAACCUCCGUUCCCUCCGCAUCGCUUUUCCCGGACGGACGAUAUGCACAUAUAUGGAAGGACUACAAGACCCUCGAAGAGAUCGAAGGGCCCAGUGUCUCGCCGGCAGAGAAGGUAGUGGAACAGUUUAAGCAGAGAAAGGAGGUGCUGAACAGGGCAGCCUUGGAGAACUGUGCGGAAGAACAUGAAGAUCUAUCAUUGUGUUUUAAGAAGGGAACUUUUUCAGACAAGAUCAAGGCCAGGUUGACCAUGUGUGGAGAGCAGAAUGCACGAUUCUCGAGAUGUUACACGAUGCAAUCUAAAUUCCUCCAAGCUCUAGGCUACGGCUCCUCGUUUGUAUGGGAUAUGGAGAAGGAAGAACGGAUUCAGAUGCAUGCGGACAGACUAUACCAUCGCAUGUUGGAUUACGAAAGAAGGGUGGCUGAAGCGAAGGCGGAAGGCCGUGAACCUCCUCACCCAAAAUCUCUAUUCAAGUCAGAGGCCGAGAUAGCGACGUCACCAGAUACCAGGCAACCGGAUGACGAGUGUGCCAUCCCAGGUGGAGAGGCCUUACCGGCUGGAUCCAAGCCUUAUAAGCCCCUGAAGGACAUGACUCCACACGAGCGCGAGCUGGAGGUACAAUCUUUAAAGCAGCAGAUGGUCCAAAGGGAGAUAUACAUGAAGGAGGUAACUCCGGUACUGAGGGCCGAGGAAGCAGCCAAGAUGAAACGAAGAGAGAAAUUCACCAGCUGGUUUGGAGAAACGAUCGGAAACUGGCUGGCAUGA